AUGUUGUUUGACACUGGUUCUGUGAAUGCCCAGAGGUACAGACAGGAGAUCCUAAAGCCCUAUGUGCGAAUUUUUAGGAGUGCUGUUUGUCUUGAGCUCAUUCUUAUGGACGACAAUGCACGAUCACAUAGACCCCGCGUGGUUGAUGACUAUAUGGAAAGCAAGGGUAUUCGCCGUAUGGAUUUGCCAGCCAAAUCUCCUGACCUUAAUCCUAUCAAACUUGCUUGGGAUGUUCCUGGGAAGGGCUAUUGCAAUACGCCAACUCUCACCCAGAACCAUUCAGGAGUUAAAAACUGUGGUGAAGGAGUGGGGUGUUGUGUUCCUUCCCCAGCCGCCAAAAUUUCCUCUCCGUGGAUUUCUGCAGUGCCCCCCACGGGCCCUCUUCCUACCGGGCACGUGGCUCCACCGCCCUUGCCUCCACCUGAUCUCAAUGGUUCCGAAGACAGUGAUUCAAAAGAUUCGAGUGGAGGAGGCAAGAAUGACCUAUCUUCUUCCGAUGCUGAAGGUGUCUGGAGUCCAGAUAUUGAGCAGAGUUUCCAGGAAGCCCUGGCCAUUUAUCCGCCUUGUGGAAGGCGGAAAAUCAUUUUAUCCGAUGAGGGAAAGAUGUAUGGACGAAAUGAGUUAAUUGCACGAUAUAUAAAAUUAAGAACAGGAAAAACACGUACACGCAAACAAGUAUCUAGUCAUAUUCAAGUACUUGCUAGAAGGAAAGCUCGUGAGAUACAAACCAAAUUGAAGGACCAAGCUGCAAAGGAGAAGGCCCUCCAGUCACUUACGUCCCUUUCAUCCGCCCAGAUCGUGUCUGCCACUGCCAUGCACAACAAGGCUGCAGCUGCUGGACUUGCAUCACUUGUGCCACCUGUCAACUAUCCUGGGACACCAUUUUGGCAGCCAGGUAUUACCCAGCCUGGGACAUCUGAAGAUAUUAAGCCAUUUGUUAGUCAGCCAUAUGGAAUAGGACAUAAGCCACCUGUCACAGUUCCAGUUUCUGGUGUAGAUUUGUUAAGCACACCAUCUAUACCCCCCUGGGAAGGAAGGGCCAUUGCAACUCAUAAAUUAAGACUUGUUGAAUUGUCUGCAUUUAUGGAACAGCAACGUGACCCUGAAAAUUAUCACAAACACUUAUUUGUACAUAUAGGAGGUUUACCUAGUUAUACAGAUCCUUUACUGGAGGCUGUAGAUAUUAGGCAAAUAUAUGACAAAUUUCCAGAAAAGAAAGGAGGACUAAAAGAACUCUAUGACAAAGGGCCACAAAAUGCUUUCUUUCUAAUUAAAUUCUGGGCUGAUUUGAACACUAAUAUUCAGGAUGAGGCAGGAGCAUUUUAUGGAGUAACAAGCCAGUAUGAAAGUAAUGACAAUAUGACUAUUACAUGCUCUACUAAAGUUUGUUCCUUUGGGAAGCAAGUUGUAGAGAAAGUUGAGACAGAGUAUGCACGUUUUGAAAAUGGAAGGUUUGUGUACAGAAUUCAUAGAUCACCUAUGUGUGAAUAUAUGAUUAAUUUCAUUCACAAACUAAAACAUUUGCCAGAAAAGUAUAUGAUGAACAGUGUUUUAGAAAAUUUUACAAUUCUUCAGGUAGUGACAAAUAGAGAUACACAAGAGACUUUGCUAUGUAUUGCUUAUGUAUUUGAAGUUUCAACAAGUGAACACGGAGCUCAGCAUCACAUUUAUCGACUCGUAAAAGACUGAAAUUCAGUAUUUUGUUUCGUCCAUUCAUCAUCCUUGACAUUUCCCUCGAGUGCCUAUUUUAAUGGCUAGCAGCCUUGUAUAUAGAGAUCAUCUGCAUCAGUGACAGUGGUUGGAUUGCAAAAAGAACUUAAUGUUCCAACCUCUUUAUAUCAACAUAGUGACUUUAUUUUUACAUGUUUAGAAGCAGGAUCUAUGUUUUUACGUGUUAAAUGACAAUUUCAAUUCAUAAACCUAAUCAGGGCAGCUGCAUUUUUAGCUGUAUGUAGAUUUGUGAGUCACUCAUUUUGACUAUGUACAUAUUUUUAUAUUAGAUUUUUUUACUCCCUUGUUCGACUUUUUAGCUGCUUUGUUUUGCCCAGUAAGCUCUAAGGAUUUUUCUUACGAUUAUUUUGAAUUUAAUUUUUGGCAGCUAUAUAUAUAAAAAAGAACUUAAUCUGGAAAGCUAUCCUUUUUUAAUUAACAGAAGUCUUUCCAUUUCUUAAACUAGGUAAUGCAGUUUUUGGAGAAAAUGAAAAACACUCAACAAGAGGUACUAGCCAGGAAUUACUUCUUGUUAAGGCUUUGUUUAAAAAGUAUUUUAACAAAUAUUUCCAAUACUGAAAUUUCUUUCGGUUUUAAAAUUAUGUUGAUUCAUUAAGAGAAAUUUUUAAAAUUAAAUGUUUUAAUUGACUAAUUAUAUAUUUUGGAAAUAACUUUGUUUAGAAGUUUUGUGCCAGAUUUAUACAAAAAUUGUAAUAAAUAUACAUUAUCAAUUUGUACAAAUUAAAAAGUGAUAAAAUUUUAUUCUCCAGCUAUUUUUGCCAAAUUGCUGUAAUGAUUGCCUUCAUAUAUGAUCAUUUUUUGAAAUAACAUUCACAUUAAAGGUAACUUUGACCAAAGAGAAGUUGGUUUGAAAUUUGUAUGUAAAUCAUUAUUAAAUUAUUGUGUAUCUUGACAUUUAUUAAAAAAAAAUUCGUAUGUUGGUGAAAAUGAAUAAAGUUUUGAUUUCUUCAAAUUACAUGUAAUGUAAAACAAAAGCUGUGGAUUAUUUGAGAUCAAAGAGAUUUGUUUUGAGCAAAGAAAAUAAAUUAAUGAAAAAUCUUGUUAUAGGGCUAAAAAUGUCUUUCAUUCCUAUUCUUAAUUAUUUAUUAUAUUCUACUUUUAUUUUGGCAGUAAUUAUGGUUGUAUUAUACUAUUAAUGUGUAAAGUGCCUUCUUAAAACAUUUAAAUGCAUUUAUUAUCAUUAUAUUCAAAUUACCAUAUGUAUCAAUAUUGGAAUAUGUAUUACUGUAUUUAUUGAUCAUAUAUGCUGAGCGGUAUCAACAGUCCUAUAAAUCCUCUACUAAAUUUCUUUCUUUUCAGCAUUAAAUUAAUUUUGUGUGAUUGAAGUUUUUAUUCCUAUCAGUUGCUUUUAAUAAAUAAUGGGGACCUUGCAAGAAUAUUAACAAGCAUUUCCAUUUUAAAAGUAUCUAAUUGGGCUAUAAUGCACAGACUAUCUGCUUUUAACAUCUUGCAUGUUUGUUUGGUAAUAGAUAUGCAAAGGGAUUUUUAAGUAGGGCUUCCAAUCCUAAGUAUUUUCUCUUUGGAAAUAGUAAAUAAUUUUUCAUUAUAUUUAAUUACUUGACUGUUAAAGUUAUACUCUGGCUAUGCAUUUUAGCGGUUUGAUAAAGUUUACAAAAGUAAACCUUAAAAGUUAAACCCAUUAAUAUAUAAAAAUUAGGGGACUGUAAAAAAAAAAGGAGUAAAUACAUAAUAAACAUAAAUUUUUAGGAAUAUGAUGUGUAUAUAACAUGAAUUUUUAAUGCAUUUUAUAUCAUUUGGUUAAAUGUUAUUAAUUACCAUAAAUUAUAAAUUAUCUGAAGUAUUAUAUUAAUAUUAAUUUGAUCACAAUACAUGUUAUUUUUGUUAUUUAUUCCAUUUUGCCGUUUUGGAAUUUUUCUAUUAUCUAAAUCAUUAUAUGACAAAAGUGGUUGUAAACUUUUAGUAGUGCCGUAAAGUGGUUGUUAUUGGGCUGAAUAGACAGAGUAAUUUGACUUUCAAAAAAUUUUUACAGCAAAAUUUGUUAAAUUUUUCUCAGUCAGUUAGGUCUCCGUAAACUUUUGGUAAUAUGUACAGGACAUAUAUUUAUAAAUAUUUUUGUUAUUUAAUGCAAGCUAUGUUCUUUUGGUGGAAAUUAAAAAUAUGAUCAAAUUUUGAAAUACUUAUUACCUAUGUCACUAAAAUUAGAGUCUAAAAACAGUCUUUUUAAGUGGCCAUAGUCGGUUAAAUCCCUGGUGAAUUGGAAGCCCUAAAUAGAAAACAUUAAUUCGUGAGGAAAAAAUCAUUUGUACAUUAUGUGAAUUUGUUAUACUUUUUGUACCUCAUGUUUGUUAAGGCUCUGCUGUGUAUUAUUUUUGUUUUAUACAAAAGUAAAAGAUUGAAAACAUCUUGAAUAUCGCUAGAAAAUUAUAUUUUGUGUUGUAAUGUGUCAAAUAAUAAUGUCUUUUUAAUAAUAAAAAAAGAUUAAAUGUGUUUAUUUUGCUGUUAUACUUUUGUUAUAUGUGCGAAUUGCAUUUCAGUUAUUUCUCAUGAAAUGUUCAAAACAUGUAGCUGGAAUCCAUUUUUAUAGAAUUUGUAAGUUUAAAGGCACAACUUACCUUAAAAUUCGCAAAUUUAUUCUAUAGCAAGUUUUUUCAUAAAAUUUGUAUUUGAAUGUAUUAAAAAUAACUUUAGCCAAAUUACAUUAAAAUGUCGUUUCAUUUAAAAAAAUUUUUUUAAAGAAAUAUGGAGGAAAAAGAACAAUACAUAAUAGGACCGAAAAAACUCUAAAAGUAGCUGUUUUUUUUAAUAUAUUCAUUUAAGUCAGUAUUCAUUUAAGUAAAAUUGGUACUUAUUAUACAACUGUAUAUAUAAUAAUCAUUUAAUUGUACUGUAUAUUAUAUUUUAUUAAACUUAUUAUGCAGUUAUGGAAAGGAUCUUUAUUUAAUUUUUAUUGAAAGAGGCAAAUUAUAAAAAUACAUGAAAUACAUUAGAAUUUUUUUUUAACUGAACCAAGUAUUUUCACAGUCAAUUAAAACAUUUCUUUUUUUGGGGGGUCUAAUUUUUAUAUAUCUGGAAUUUGUAAUGGAAGCUUGUGUAAUUUUUUAGGAAUUUUUAAAUUUUAUUCUAGGUAUAAGAAAUUUGGUCUUAUAAAUCUAUUAGUUGUGUGCCUGAGUAAUUUCAUAUAAAUUUUCAUUUAUUAUAUGAACUUCUGACUGGCAUGUGUCUGUCAUAAUUAAAUACAAUAGUUUUUGUCAGUUUCUCCUAAUUUUUUGUUUUUAAAAUUUAAAACCUAUUUAAUUAGUAUUUUUAAAAUUUUUGUUCUGAGCAUUUUCUUAGGGCCAAAUCUCAUAUGACUCAUAAUGAACUUCUUAUGUAAUUAAAAAUUUUUACCUUCUUGCAAGUCCUUUGAUAUUAUAUUUGAAAAUAAUUUUAAAUAAGGUAUUCUGAUAAUUUUAUAAAAAUUUACUAAGAGUUGUGGCUGAAUAGUCAGAGAUAAUUUGACUUUUUCAUAUGAUGCCAUAACUGAUUUUGCUUAAAACAUUAUUUUGAAAUGUUUCUAAAUCAGACAGGUGUCUGUAUAAUAUAGAUAAAAAUAAUAGGCUAAUAAAUACUUUGGUUAUAUAUUCAGUACAUGCAUUUAUAAAUAUCUUGUUAUUUAAUGCAAGAUAUGUUCUUUGGGUGCAGAUUAAAAAUAUGAUCAAAUUUUAAAAUCCUCAUGACCAAUGUAAAAUGUUUGUUUUGUUAUUGUCUGUUAGAAUAUGUUUAAUUUUUUCCAGCUAGUCUGUUGAAAUAAUAAAAUACCUGUAUUUUUAAUAACUAUUCCUAGAACUUGUUAGAAUUUAAACUGCACCCAAAUUUUUGAACUGGAAUGUUGAGGAAUAAAGUUGUGUACAAACAUUUUCACAUCAUCAACUACAAAAAUAAAAUUCAUACAUCUUGCUAUUUUC
Molecule: messenger RNA, 5636 nt
Organism: Stegodyphus dumicola
Lineage: Eukaryota; Metazoa; Arthropoda; Arachnida; Araneae; Eresidae
Gene: sd
Product: TEA domain transcription factor 1 homolog scalloped
Biological process (GO): regulation of transcription by RNA polymerase II; embryonic organ development; hippo signaling
Cellular component (GO): transcription regulator complex
Molecular function (GO): DNA-binding transcription factor activity, RNA polymerase II-specific; RNA polymerase II cis-regulatory region sequence-specific DNA binding
Source: RefSeq, a predicted model, not a curated record